CUGGGAUUUUCCUGCAGCUUCUCCAGUACCUUCUCCUCAGUCCGGUUUUCCCUGCGAGCCCGGUUGCCGUCCAUCCCAAGAAUGUCAUCAGGAGCAAUGAUGAGCAGCGGCUGCUCAUCCCCGUGUGAGGUGUCCUGUCCCCAGCCCUACGCGGACGCCUGGAGCCAGCCCUGUGUCACCUCCUGCGGGGACUCGCGGGCCGUGGUCUACCCUCCGCCCGUGGUCAUCACCUUCCCGGGGCCCAUCCUCAGCUCCUGCCCCCAGGAGAGCAUCGUGGGCACCUCCUUCCCGUCGGGGGCCAUGGGAUCUUCUGGAUCUGGGGGCGCCAUUGGGGGACCCUACGGAGGGGGUAGCGGGUCCAUGGGGGGAAUUGGGGGAUCCAUUGGAGGCGGUUCCAUGGGCGGUUCCUACGGAUGUGGUUCCUUUGGGGGCUCCUAUGGAGGGGGCAGAUCCUUUGGCUCCGGGGGCUCCUAUGGAGGAGGCAGAUCCUUUGGGAGCAGAAGAUCCUUCGGUUCCUCGGGUGGCGGCUUCGGGGGCUCCUGCGGUGGGGGCAGCUCCUUUGGGGGCGGCUCCUAUGGAGGGGGAUCCUACGGAGGAGGCAGCUCCAGCUCCAGGAGGUUUGGAGGAGGAAACUGCGGCUCCUUUUAUUUCUGAGGCAGCCCCGGCUCCCCCGGCAGCAGCCGCGGGCUGGGCUCAGCUCCUGGGGAAGCUGCCAGCUAAGGACAUCUCAGGGAUCACCUUCUCCAGCUUCUGUGGAACUGCAUCGCUUCCCAAAGCCCUGGGAAUCGUCCUUUGUGCUCCCUGCCUGUGACUCUGCCCCGACCCCUUCCCUGCCAUUAAAGUUCUGUUGCAUUCAAA
Messenger RNA from Vidua chalybeata, 858 nucleotides. Its product is annotated as beta-keratin-related protein-like. NCBI's taxonomy places the organism in Eukaryota, Metazoa, Chordata, Aves, Passeriformes, Viduidae. Bases 82 to 654 code for a protein of 190 amino acids. Gene Ontology annotation, molecular function: structural constituent of cytoskeleton. The transcript is spliced from 3 exons. Gene Ontology annotation, cellular component: intermediate filament. The record is from RefSeq and is a predicted model, not a curated record.